AUGACGGACGCUGUGUCGCCUCCGUCGUUCGUGGUGGAGGCGGCUCCCCAUCACGUGUGCACGUCUAUCGCGCUCACAUCCCCCGUGUCCUCUGCGUCGCCCGAGUCGUUGUCCCGUCCGAGCCAAACGCCGUCCAGGCUGCACAAGUUGCGGCGGCCCAGCGACGCCGACGCCGACCGCGUGCUCAAGUUCUCCCAUCGCUCGGACAGCGGCAGGAGCGAGGACCUCAGACAGCCCAAACCAGACCAAGCCAAGAGCCCCCUGACGCUCCGUGGGCGCAAAAAGAAGAGCACACCUGCAGGGCAGGUGGUGCGCAUCGCUUCCGUCACAACGCGGGGAUCGAAGAUAGGCGGGAAGGAGGACGAGCGCUCGGCGCCCAAGGCCGUGGCGCCAGGCGCGCAGAAGACAGUGACCUCGCUCUUUCUCGGCGGCUCCUCCGACCCUCCCAAGCAGAAACAGGAUGCCGCCCCUGGCGGCGGCGGCGGGGGUGCGCCAAUCCGAACCACAAUGUUCGGGGGCAGCGGCGCUGCGACGUACAACCACGGCGGCCACCACGGAUCGGACGCCAUCCACACAGUUCUAAACCAGGACCGAGCCAACCAGCGCGUGUCGAGGAUCUACCCCCUCACGGACUCGGUGUACGUGGCCCAGACCAAGAAAACCCCCGUGGAAGUCAAGUUCCACCCCGUGACCAGCACAUUCGUGAACGAGCCGCGACUAGAGAAGCUCUACCAGGUAACCUUUGCGCGCGAGAACUCGGCCCGGUCGUCCCGAAUCGCGUUGAUUUUCUUCCUCAUGUACCUCUUGUUCACGGGCUCCAACCUCACCAAUCUGCUCUCGAAAGACGCCAGCGUGCGCUCGCGAAGCUUGCGGUAUUUCGCGCUUGUGUUCAGCCCCAUCCUACCCAUCCCGGUGCUAGUGUAUGUGAGUCGGCGACGCGCCUACGAGAUCCAAUUCCAGCGGAUCUACACGCUUGUAUUGUUAUGCUGGAGCUUCUCGAUCAUCGCAGGAGGAAUGUUCUCCAUGCUCACGGAAUGGUACAACUACGUCUCCAAGGACGUGGAUAUCAUCCUGGACGAGCUCGAGAUCUCCAACACGGACGACGCGCGCAUUUUCUACGUGAACAGCACGUCCCGCAGCGACUGGCUGUUCAAGGCAAUAUCGGGCACGCGAGCGGAGGUGCUGCAGGCCUACACGAAGGAGAUUCUGCUCCCUGCAGCCACGAUGAACAUCAAUCUGCUCCGACUCAUCAUGAUUUUCGUCUUCGUGCCGCUCCUGCGUAUCGACACGCUGCACUUCGCGCUGGUUGGGCUUAUUACCAGUGUGAGCUACAUGGUGCUCACGUUCAUCUUCUACCCGGUCACGGAUUCGUCGCCGUUUAUCCUCAACCGCGUGCUGGUUAUCUGCUUCCCCAUGGUGUUUACUAUUGCGAUGCUGCUCCGAAACCGAGACGUCGAUCGCGUGGUGCGCCAGGACUUUCUUCACGUUUGGGCCGUGGAACUGGAGGCGGAGAAGGCGACGCGCGAGAAGAAUUUGAUCGCAGAAGAGAACCGCACGCUCAAACAGGAGCUCGCGCAGCGUGAUAGCGACUUCAACUUGGACUUGACCUCUCCGCUGCACGCUCUGCUGGCCGAGCUCAAAUCCUUCCUCGAUGCGGUGGACCUGAGUGAUGAGGAUACUCAACGCGGCAUGGCUAUUGUCCGCAACCUCGCGCGGCUGGACCAGAACCUGUUCGUUCCCGAUAUUAGCGCGCAGAUGAAGUCCGAGAAGGAGGUCGAUAACGAUACCAAGAAUUGGGCGCUCUCGGUGCUGGCUCGCAAGGAGUACGGCGAUACAACUCGCUCCGGUGUGGCGAUGUCGCACAGUUCACAUUCCGACUCAAACAGCGACAACCGGAGGAGUUACAAGGACGGCUUAGGAAUCGGAGCUGGAGGGAUUGCUGGUUCUGUGGUUAUUGCUCCGUUGCCAGACAUGCCCACUUGGGAAGAUCAGACGCUCUCUCGCGUAAAGCAGCGCAUUCAGCAAGAUGGCUGGGACUUGGAUACCUUGCAAAUUGCAGAGCAUACUGGCAACCGGCCACUCAUGUACGUGACUGCAGCCAUGUUCGAGCUGCAUGAGCUUCAUGAAGAGUUCCGUGUUGACCGCGUAGUGCUGCGGAAUUUCCUGUACGUGCUGGACGAUGGGUACUUGGCCAACCCGUACCAUAACAGCAGCCACGCUGCCGACGUCGUGAACUCGGUGAACUUCCUCAUCACAACACUCGCCGACGGUCAGAUUCGAGACACGCUCACAAAUCUCGAGUUCUACGCGGCGCUUGUGGCUGCCGCUAUUCACGAUUUCCGCCAUCCGGGCAAGUCCAACAAUUAUCUCAUCAAGGCCAAGCACGACUUGGCUCUCCAAUACAACGACCGCAGCAUCCUGGAGAGCAUGCAUCUGGCUGAAACCUUUUUCAUCAUGCGCAACCCGCUGUGCGAUAUCUUCGGGCGCAUGAAGGACAAGCCAUAUCGAGAGAUCAGGAAGGCUAUUAUCGAGAUGGUCCUCAGUACGGAUUUAUCCAUGCACCUGCAGCUGGUAGGGAACCUCAAGGCUUUGCUGCUCCAGGAGGCGACUGCCAUCCCUGCGACUGGGAGCAGCAAUAAUGGCGCGGGGUUGGGAGCUGGAGGAGCUGUACCAGCGCCGAAGCCCGUAACAGACCCGAUGAUGAUCAUGAAGGUCGUCAUCAAGUGCGCUGAUAUCGGUCACGCUGCCAAAAAGAGGAAGCUGCACGUGAUCUGGUCAGCGCUCAUCAUCGAGGAGUUCUUCCUGCAGGGCGACAACGAGCGCGCCAACAAUUCUGACAUUUCACCUUUCAUGGACCGACACUCGGAGAAUAGCGCAAAGAACCAAGUUGGUUUCUUCGAGUUCAUCGUACUUCCCUUCUACGAUACGGUCGCACAAGUUAUAUUCACGCCGGAGUUCGGCGCCAUCCACAACAUAGCAAAGCAGAACUAUACCUUAUGGAAAGAGGCCGACCGCAGACAGCUCUCGUCCAUCGUGGCCAUCAAGAGCGAGGUCUUCCUGAAUGACAAAGUUCAAGUGCCAUCAUAG
Messenger RNA from Phytophthora sojae, 3087 nucleotides. RefSeq lists its product as hypothetical. NCBI's taxonomy places the organism in Eukaryota, Oomycota, Peronosporomycetes, Peronosporales, Peronosporaceae. Gene Ontology annotation, biological process: signal transduction. The transcript is spliced from 3 exons. Bases 1 to 3087 code for a protein of 1028 amino acids. Gene Ontology annotation, molecular function: 3',5'-cyclic-nucleotide phosphodiesterase activity. The record is from RefSeq and is a predicted model, not a curated record.